Messenger RNA from Maniola jurtina (meadow brown), 2393 nucleotides. RefSeq names its product FLYWCH-type zinc finger-containing protein 1-like. The record is from RefSeq and is a predicted model, not a curated record. The transcript is spliced from 7 exons. Lineage: Eukaryota; Metazoa; Arthropoda; Insecta; Lepidoptera; Nymphalidae. Bases 1 to 1233 code for a protein of 410 amino acids.
AUGUCUACCUCCUCAGUUCAGAUGAAAGUCGUAACAGCGGUCGACGGGGCAACAAUCCUGAUGCUGAACGGGUACGCCUUCACGAACCCGUCGCCGAUGUCCAACGGGGAGCGCUGGUACUGCUCCGGAAGGAUACGAUGGAAGUGCACAGUCUGUUUGCACGUCAACGAUGACUACGAGCUGGUUUGCAUAUCACACGAACACUCCCACGACCCGCCUGUUUUAGAAAUCACUGCUGGCGAGAAAUUGAUAACACUGGCCUUUGGGAAGAAGUUUCUAAUGUGGAAAGGCUACACCUUCAGCGGGCCACAACCUUUGAAACAUGUUGUUUUAUGGAAGUGUACAGCCAGAGGGGCCAUUCGCUGCAAAAAGGAAAAAUUUGCAAAAAUUAUCUGCAUUUUUAUUUUUUCACUAUUCAUAAUAUUUCUACGGGCUUCUUUUCCAAGGCCGAAAGUGAGAGGUUUAUCUUACGAGUUCAUCCCUUCAGCGAGAGGAAAGCAGAAUCUCAUACUCUUGAAGAAUUACACGUUUAGAAAAAUUAACAACGACUUCAGAUACUGGUAUUGUACAGAGAAAUUCUCUCACAAAUGUAACGCUAAACUAAAGUUACACGAAAAAGAAAUAAUACGUUCCUCCCUCGAACACAACCAUGAUGCGCCGAAAUAUUAUAAGACUGCCAAUGAUACAGAGUACGAAUAUUAUGAAAUACUCGAAGAUGACGAGAAAGAGGACGUGGCAAUGUUUAUCAAGUCAAGAAAGGGCAAAAUUAUAUUGGUAUACGACGGCUACAGGUAUAGGAAAGCCUACAGAACCAAAAAUGGAGUACGUUGGGCCUGCUCGUCGAAGAAGGAUUGUACAGCCUUCGUGUACUUGAACGAUAAUGACGAGAUUCUGAUGACUUCCAAGCAGCACGACCAUCCCCGCCCAGGCGCUCUCAAGACAUCUAACAAAACCCCUACUGGUAGUGAUACAGCAGUCAUCAUCACCUCACGAAAAGGGAAGGAAAUGCUGCUGUUCCAUACCUUCACGUAUCGCAAACAGUACAUCACAGCCCAAAAGGUUAGAUGGGUUUGCUCCACCAAGAAGAAUUGCCACGCUGUCGUGUUCACGGACACCAAUAACUUGAUAACGUCCGCUUUCGAGGAGCACACCCACGAUCCUCCGAAGUACUACCUUGACCCUGACCAUGUUUUAAGAGCUAUCAGACAACCUGUCUUCUUAGAAUCUGAAUAAAGUGCUCCAUAUUUAAUAACACCUCUCCACUUUUUCGUCGGGGAAUAAAAACUCUUUAUGCACUGCAUCCGAUCCGAAUCCGAGAAUUCUCGAUCCGAAGUAGCCAUAGUACACUGUUUGUAUGAUGAGUUGCGCACUAGAUCCGAAUUUCAGUUUCCGAAGCUGUGAAUUACUUCAAUUCGGAACUUUGUUUACGGGCCGAACUCACCACAUUUUGUUUGUAUAACGCUAGCCAGAAACAUCUGUUGAAACGGUCUCCGAAUUCGCAUCGAGAUUUCUAGAUCUGAAUUUUCUCGGAUUCGGAUCGGAUGGAAAGCGUAAAGAGCCCAACUCACUGUUUUUAUUAUUCUUUUUAAAUGCCAUUAGUUUCGGCACCUUUCAAGCCUCAAUAGCUCAACGGUUGAGGAGCGGACUGAAUUCCGAAAGGUCGGCGGUUCAAACCCCACCCGUUGCACUAUUGUCGUACUCACUCCUGGCACAAGCUUUACGCUUAGUUGGGAAAGGGGAGCAUUAGUCAUGAAUUAGCAUGACUAAUAUUCUUUUUAAAAAUAAAAGAGAAAGAAAAGAAAGAACCUGCUAGCUUGCCUCGUGUAUGUCUUCUGGCAUAUCAUCUUCUUCUAUGCCAUUUCCUAUUGUUGGUUAGCAACUAUUAAGGCUACUUAACCUAACCUAACUGGAUUUUCCUUACCGUUGUACUAAACAGUGACCAAGCUAAAAAGUCAAACCAUGAGAAUCGCGUGGCAAGAUUCCACACGAAGGAAAGAUUCCACAUCGACCUUUAGAAAGACAAUUCAGCUUCGUAGAGCGUUGUUUCUGUCCUACUCGUGUGAAGUUUUGUCGGUCUCAACGACAGAGACAGCGCUCUACGAAUAUGAAAGCGUUAUCUCUUUCUAAAGUUCGAAGUGCAAUCUUUACUGUCAGGUACACUAUACAUUUCUAUUUGAGUACCCCCAUUUUCAUGCGAUAAGAUUUUCAAGCGGAAAAUUCGUGGGUUGACCCUCGUGUAUUGAAUUGUGAAGUCAUGAACCAAGUACCUACUCGUAGUAUAGUUAAGUACUCUUCCUAAAACAAUUCUCUGCCAGUAGGAAUAGGCUUUCCACAUUAUUGGACUCACUUCAAUCAAUAUACUUAUUGCCUAGAAAUUAACGCUUUAGCUUCAA